Molecule: messenger RNA, 13731 nt
Organism: Podarcis lilfordi (Lilford's wall lizard)
Lineage: Eukaryota; Metazoa; Chordata; Lepidosauria; Squamata; Lacertidae
Source: the annotation of a GenBank genome assembly
GGGUGAGGCUGUUGACAGAAGGACCCCAGGUGGAGAGAAGACAAGUGUAACAGGGUGCCACAACAUCCAAAAAGGAGCAAUGUAAGGUAGGGAAAUGUUAUUACUACAUAGCCAGAUUCUAAAUUGUAUCCUCAAGCCUUUCAAAAGUGUUUUAUACUGUACAUUAGUGUUACAUACAUGUUUUAAACAAAUAAAUGUCACAUUUGUGUUUUGCAUCAGGAGAUGGAAUUUGAUCACUAGGUCUUCAAUAUAAUUUUUAUCAUGUGUGUAUUUCUUUUUUUUGAUAGCAGAAAGAACAGUGAACCCCCAAAGAAACGGAACUGCUCUAAAUAAUCACAGUUAAAUGUGAAGGAAUUGGCAUUAUGAUAACCACGUUUUCAGAGUAGCCAUGUUAGUCUUGUGCGACAAAAACAAGAAAUAUUAAUUUGGCACUACAAACACAUGUAGCAUUGUUCUAUUGUGGGCUACAUGCCACUUUAACAGACAAAUGUUGUGUUAUCAUGAGUAGUUUAUAGAAAUGAUUUGGCUGAAACGCAAGGUCAGAGGAAAAUGAAAAGUGCCCACAAAUUUCUUAACAGUGUGAUUUACAGGUUACAAUAAUAUUAAUUUUUUUUUGGGGGGGGGGGGAGUCCCCAAUGCCAGCACUGUCUAUGCAAUAACCCAUUGUGACUCCCCUUUUAAUUUAAAUAUUGACUUAGCAAUCUACUUUAUGGUCCCACAUAUAGAGAAGAAAAUGAGACACCAAUUCAAAUGGCCCCUAAAAAUCCACCCGGUAAGUUCCUUCCAUUACUAUUUCCUCUUCAUAGGAACACAAAUGAUCUAAGCCACAGGCUUCAAUGAAGCUCAGAUGGUCACAGUUGUGAAAGGGUGCUGUGAAGACCUGCCAAUGAAACAACCCAGUGCUCCCCGUGGGGACCUGAUAUUGCUGCCCCCCAGCCCCACCCCCAGUCCCAUGCAGGUGAACUGCAGAGACACUGACACGGGAAUCAUAGAAUCAUAGACUCAUAGAAUUGCAGAGUCGUCUAGUCCAGUGCCCUGCAAUGCAGGAAUCUCAGCUGAAGCAUUCAUGGGAAAGGGGUGCCUCCGUGGAGCUGUCCUGCUAUGAGGGCUGCUACUUCCACAAGCUCAUCAGCAUCACCUUCCCCUUCAUUUCUUUCUUUCUUUCUUUCUUUCUUUCUUUCUUUCUUUCUUUCUUUCUUUCUUUCUUCCUUCCUUCCUUCCUUCCUUCCUUCCUUCCUUCCUUCCUUCCUUCCUUCCUUUUUUUUUAAAAAAAAAUUAAUAGGAGCCAGUGUGGUGUAGUGGUUAAGAGCGGAAGACUCGUAAUCUGGUGAACCGGGUUCGCGUCUCUGCUCCUCCACCUGCAGCUGCUGGGUGACCUUGGGCCAGUCACACUUCUCUGAAGUCUCUCAGCCCCACUCCCACUCACCUCACAGAGUGUUUGUUGUGGGGGAGGAAGGGAAAGGAGAAUGUUAGCCGCUUUGAGACUCCUUAAAGGGAGUGAAAGGCGGGAUAUCAAAUCCAAACUCUUCUUCUUCUUCUUCUAAUUGCAUUUUUCAGAAAUGGACAAUAAAACUAUGCAGACUACAUGAAAAGCCUUGCACAAAGAGAUUGCCUCACAGGGUUCUUGUGGGAAUUAAAUGAAGGGGAGAGUUAUUAUUAUUGGACCACAGUGACACGUGCUUUAGUUACAUCACGAUUGGAUUGCUGUAACGUGCCUUUGAAAAGUGCUCGGAAACUUUAACUGAGUCAAAGAGCUGCUGUCUGGGGCUGGUUAUAAGGAGAACAUGACUCCCUUGUUAGAACAGUUCAGCUGCAUGGGCAUAGCCAAGGAGGGGGCGGCGGGGGGGGGGGCUGGCUUCCCUUAGAUCCUCAAAAAGUUUUGGAAAGCAUAAAAAAAUCUCCAAUGAACUGCCCCCCACUCCCACAGAAGCUACUGGUCUGUUUCUGUGCACCAUUCAAAGCACUGGUUGUGACCUAUAAAGCCCACUAUGACUUACCGUAAGUCCAAGCUAUCUGGUAUAAUUCUGUGAAAAGAAAUAUUUAUGGAAAUGUUGGCCCAGCUCCAGUUUCUAGUGAACAUAUAUUGUAAUUUUCCAGAUCCAGCUCCCAAGAAAGAUGCAGGUAAGGAACAUGCUUAUGCUGCAAACAUAUAAACUGUCUUUAUUGUUGCAUUUUUAAUUGUUGUUGCCCACCCUGGGACUUUAGGGUUAAAGGUGGGUAGGAAUAUAAGAAAGCCAGUGGCCCAUCAAGUCCAGCACCCUGUUCACACCAUGGCAGCCUGCUGCUGUAAUGUGUUCAAGCCCAGAGAUCUGAGCUCAAUGGCGCCAACUGGAACUGUACAGACCCGUUGAGAGCUUGCUUUUGACCUCAGUGGGAACUCAUGACGUCCUGGUCAUCCCCAGGACCUUCCUUGGGGGGUUCGUUGCCUACAAGCUGCCCCCAAACUCCCAAAAGCAGCAGCCAGUUCGCUGCAAUAGUGAGCCUUGUUUCCUUUCCCCCUCGCUGAAGUCCCUUCGCAGCGUUCUUUUAUACAUGUGUAGAUUCCACCAUGGCCACAGAUUUGCCUCCAAAAUGAGCUGAGUCACAAGGAGCACCAUGUUGGCUCCCCUGCUGCUCUGUAAGAUAGCAUCUCUCUGGUCUGUUGAGGCCACCCGGGGAAGACAGAGAGAUACAUGUCCUGAAGAAACCAUGCUUUCACACUAGCUUCCUCCAUCCACUUAGCCUUGCAAUUAUUAUUAUUAUUAUUAUUAUUAUUAUUAUUAUUAUUAUUUAUACCCCGCCCAUCUGGCUGGCUUUCCCCAGCCACUCUGGGCAGCUUCCAACAAAACACUAAACUACAAUAACCUAUUAAACAUUAAAAGCUUCCCUAAACAGGGCUGCCUUCAGAUAUCUUCUAAAAGUUUGGUAGUUGUUGUUCUCUUUGACAUCUGGUGGGAGGGCGUUCCACAGUGCGGGUGCCACUACUGAGAAGGCCCUCUGCCUGGUUCCCUGUAACUUGGCUUCUCGCAGCGAGGGAACCGCCAGAAGGCCCUUGGCGCUGGACCUUGCAAGGAUACAGCCCCUGAGCAGUUGGCUGCCCCAUUGACUUAGAAAGCUUGCUGUCACUUGUUGAUCUAGAUGCAAUGCCACAGAGUAUAGAAUAGAAUCAUAGAAUAGAAUCAUAGAAUCAUAGAGUUGGAAGAGACCACAAGGGCCAUCGAGUCCAACCCCCUGCCAAGCAGGAAACACCAUCAGAGCACUCCUGACAUAUGGUUGUCAAGCCUCUGCUUAAAGACCUCCAAAGAAGGAGACUCCACCACACUCCUUGGCAGCAAAUUCCACUGUCGAACAGCUCUUACUGUCAGGAAGUUCUUCCUAAUGUUUAGGUGGAAUCUUCUUUCUUGUAGUUUGGAUCCAUUGCUCCGUGUCCGCUUCUCUGGAGCAGCAGAAAACAACCUUUCUCCCUCCUCUAUGUGACAUCCUUUUAUCUAUUUGAACAUGGCUAUCAUAUCACCCCUUAACCUCCUCUUUUCCAAGCUAAACAUGCCCAGCUCUCUUAGCCGUUCCUCAUAAGGCAUCGUUUCCAGGCCUUUGACCAUUUUGGUUGCCCUCCUCUGGACCCGUUCCAGUUUGUCAGUGUCCUUCUUGAACUGUGGUGCCCAGAACUGGACACAGUACUCCAGGUGAGAAAUGAAAAGUAUGAAAAGCUUGUUUACUGUGAUGAGAGUGGGAUGAAUCACUGGUUGUUAAAUCAGAAUUUUCUGUCCUCUUGCCUCUUAAGCAACACCAGCUGAAGACAAGAGUUUCUUUAAAACGCCCCGUGGUGAAGCUGUAGUCGUAUUUUUUCUCUUCCUCCUGUUUCUCGCCUCUGUUAUGAUGGCCGGUCUAUGUAAGUUCAACUUUUUCAAAUACAUAAAACACUUCAGAAUGACUGUGGUGGCCUUUACUUCAGUGUGAAGAGAAGGAAUAAUCCAGUCUCUGCUAAGGUUCUUUAUCCAUUGAUUUCAGUGUGUGAACUAAACAUGUGAUUAAAAUCUCUACUGUUGAUAUCAAUGGCACAUUUUCUGUUCUCAAAUAAUUUGUCAAGACACUUUCUGUGCUUUGCAGGCUAAUAGGACUUCAUGGAGUGAAUUAGGGCUGGGUUGAAAAGGACUAUUUCUCAAGCAUUUCACCCACCUCAAAACCAGCUGUUCAGUUUCAUAACAGCCAACUUUUUGUUCUUCUGAGCCCUGCUCUGAGGUGCUUUUUCAAUUUUGUGAAAUUCAGAAUGUCUCUCCAUGGAGGGUGCCAUUAUCCUGUUCAGUAGCUGAAUACAGUACCUAUAGGUAUAAACAUAGAGCUUUACAAAGUGGGAAGAUCAUUCCUCCAGUAGUUGAUUUACUCAAGAAGUAUGAUUACUAUUAUAUGAAAGUCUUGUGAAGGCAUCAUUUGCCAAGCUCAGGCCUGGAUUUAUAUUCUCAAUGUUUUGUUGUCAUGUUCAUUGUUUAGUAUUACUCUGUAUAUUCUGUGAGCUGGUGCUCUGGCUAUCUUUUGGGGCUGAAGAUCUGGAUGUCAUCAACAAUGAUGUGCCAUCUCCCCUUGGGCUGAGCCAUGGCAUGGAAUCAGCCUAUGGGGAAAUUAUUUCUAGGACAUGGGAAGCCUUGACUAAGAAUCAGGCCUAGCAUUUGUGGCUUGGGAGUGAGAAUGGAGCUGCUGGUUGUGAAGGAAAAAAUAGGUAUAAAAAGAGAAUUCCCUGGAGGCCAAGAUCCAGGUUUGGGGCAACUACUUUUUGCUUCAAGAACCCCAGCAGAGAUUUAAUAUCACAAAUAUGCAGCCUGGUAAAGCGUGGAAAUAUAGGCUGUUAGACCUUUAAAAUAUGCCCUUCUUCAGUUCCUUCCAAAGUUUCCCACUUCAUCCAGCAUAGAAAAAGACCACACAUUUGGUAAGUUAAAAUUGGUUUACUCACAAACUCUUCAAAGGUCAAAUUCAUGUGCUUUCGCAUACAGCAGUAAGAAAACAUAGGCAGCAAAACUUAGAUUAGUUCCAAAGUGAUGAAAGCUCCUAAGUUAUUGCUAUAGGAACACAAGGAUGGCUUGUAGAAAAUCAUGCAUUCUGAACUUGGAGCAACUAGCUCAGACAUCUUUAAAUGCAGGCGUUCACAAGGUAGAUGAGGGAACAAUAGGCUUGACUUUUUUUUCCCUCCCCAGGGUGAGUGUGAGUGAUAUAAUGCCUUCAUGUAUUAUUAGACAUGUUGGUUAUAGGAGGCUGGUUAUCCCACAAGAGCCUUGCCAUUCUCUGGCAAAUGACUGUUGGUUGUUGGAGCACCGUUUAUUUCCCCCCAACGUCUUCUCUUUUUUAGAUUGUACAUUAUGGGCAGAACGCCGGUCAUUCUUCUCCGGAGUAAAACAGAUUCGGAAUUUUGUUGAAGGAUAUGAUCCAUCUUCUGUAGGCGUGGAUGGUAAGCAAUGUGAAGCAGUAGGAAUGUGAAGGGAAUCUCCUUUUUCCUUCUGCCCAACCCUGGGGUAUUUUCUCCCAGCAGAAGUGAUUUCAGGGAUGCAGCUUAGCUGGAAUUAAAACUGCUUUGGCAAAAGUUUGAUGCAGUGUAAAGUGAUGAGCAGACGGUGGGUCUUUUGAGGGCGGUAUUGAUUUAUUUUCAGCAUUUAGAUCCCAUCCUUCACUUAUAGGUUGCUGGGCAGAUCACAGCACAGAACGAUCUACAUGACACCCCACAUGUAUAACUUGGUAACAAAAACUUUUUAAAAGACAAUCGCUGAGAGACCUGGCAGAAGAAGAAAAAUCUGCCAACCUAAAAUCGAAAAUCAAUGGGAGUGGGAAGUUCGCCUGGCUCCCCUUUCCCUACACAAACACCUACAUUCACAACAUCCAAAAACCACAAACCCAAGAACCCGUGUCUCCUGGAGGGACCCUGUGUUGGCCUGAGGCAUCCCAGCAGGAAAGGAACAUACAAGGGAUUCGAAAUCAGAUACAUUACAUGGACAGUUAUAGCUGCUGAAUGGUCUCUUUAAAUGUGAAGGUUCAUUAUUGUUCCACAAGAUGUGUAUUUAUUUAAGGGCCAGAGCAAAUAAUGUGACCCAGUUUUACAGCUGUGAAACAGUAUAGCAGGUGUUGUUAAGUUGUGUUAAUUAAGCUGUGUCAGCAAUUGGGUAUAGUAUAUAAAGAGCAGCACCUAGCUCUCUCAGUACCCUGGGGGUAGGAUUGGUCGUGCUUAUUGAUAUAUUAUAAUGUAAAAGGAGUUUUUGUUUUUGUUAUUAAAACCUAGCUAAAGUUAUUUUGCAUUCCUUGUGAUGUGUGGUCUCCCCGGCAAGCUCUCUGCAGUGCAACUAAUCUGCAAAUAGCCAACACUAGCACUUGUCCACACUGGAGUUUUCUGUGUGUUUGCAUUUAAGUUGCAUGGUCUACUCUACGUGAUGUUACCCUCAAGCAACAGCAAUUGUGAUGCUUUCCCCCCUGUAAAUUCGGGUUUAUCCAAUAUAGGAAUAAUCCAGUGUUAGGGCAGUGGUUUUCAACCAGUGUGCCGUGGGACCCUGGGGUGCCUUGAAUGAUGGUUAGGGGUGCCGCGGGCAACACUGUCCCUCUUUCCCUCCCUCUGAUGCCCUCUCACAUCUCUGCCUCCCAAUGGCUUGCACAGCUGUUCGUUGCAGCAGCCCUGGCUACAAGCUCCCCAAGCCAAUGGUGCCUCUGGGGUUGGCCAGGUGGUGCUGGCUGCCAGGAGCUGAAGUGGGCUUGAAGUAAGCAAGCAAGUGGGCGAGGGAGCCCAGGCAGCCAGUUCACCUGCCCUUGCUGUUGGGAAUGGACAGACAAGUCCCAGGCCCCUGUGAGGCAGUGUGAGGAAGCAUCUCUCUUUGGGGUGGGGGUGGGGGCAGCUCAGAGACCAGGGGUGGCAGCAGUGACUGCCCGGAAGACUCUUGAGGAGAGGAGAAGAGAAAGGAGAGGAGGCUGAGGGAGCACUUCACAAGGGAGAGUGUUCACAAAAGGGUGAGAGGCUGCCAGAUCUGCACGCAAGGGGUAACGUAACUGGACUCCUGAGCCCCACAGGGCUGCCACAGAAUGUAGUUGGUCAAGGGAGCCGUGGACUCAAAAGGUUGAGGUAGGGGGAAUCAGGCUCCAAACUGCUCUACUUGGAGUUGCAAAUGCUUUGUUCUGUUACUGUAUUUCUGGUUUGGUGGAACAAUAGUCACUUUCUGCUGCUCCCCUUUCUAUGCCCACUGUGCCCUCCGAAGUUUCAUCCCAUCUCCUGCAGUUCUCACAAUUAUUUAAAAUAUGCUCUGCUGGAUCCCUCAGAUUUGCACAAAAUCAGAAGCAUGCGUGUACAUAAUGUGCACUGCUACCAUUUCCAUAGAUGACACUGAACAGAGAGAGGGAUUGCUGUUGCAGCUGCUGGGCCAACUCUUGUCUGGCCUUUUUUAUUACAGCCCUUGCUUAUUCAGGUAUGCAUACAAAGGCUAUUUGCAGGGGUGGCGCUAUGGUCUAAACCACCGAGCCUCUUGGGCUUGCAGAUAUUAAGGUCAGCGGUUCCGCCCGAUGGAGUGAGCUCCCGUUGCUCUGUCCCAGCUCCUGCCAACCUAGCAGUUUGAAAGCAUACCAGAUCAAGUAGAUAAAUAGGUAUUGCUGUGGCAGGAAGGUAAAUGGCGUUUCCAUGCGCUCUGGUUUCCAUCACGGUGUUCCGUUGCACCAGAAGCUAUUUAGUCAUGCUUGCCACAUGACCUGGAAAGCUGUCAGUGGGCAAAAACCAGCUCCUUCAGCCUAAAAAGCAAUACAGUGGACGCUCGGGUUGCAAACGUGAUCCAUGCGGGAGGCAUGUUCACAACCCGCAGUGCCACAUCUGCACAUGCGCGGGUUGUGAUUCUGCGCAUGCGCGACCACCGAAACCCAGAAGUAACCCGUUCUGGUACUUCCAGGUUGUGGGGCGUCCAUAACCCAAAAACCCCGCAACCAGUAGCGUCUGUAACCUGAGGUGUGACUGUAUGAGCACUGCACCCCAUAGUUGCCUUUGACUGGACUUAACCAUCCAGGGGUCCUUUACCUUUACCUUUACCUUUCAUAUGUAGGGGUACCAACAGGAUUCUCCUGUUUGCCACAACUUUGACUUUGCUCAUUGGCGGGAAAAACUGAAAGUGGAGCAGGUUUCUUUCACAAUGAAAUUGUGUUAAAUAGCGCCUGUUGCUGCUUUCGUUGGAUAAAUAAAUAAAAGUUUACAAAUAGUGCCAGCAUUUUCUCCAUCCAUCAUAGAUGAUAGACAUAACUAAUGGUGCAAAGCAGCCCUAUGCCCUGUACUGGCAUUAAUCUCUAGAACUAUGUGUUCCCAGAGGGCUUUUGUUACUGGACUGGUGCUGCUGUCCAAAGUUCUGCUUCUUGUUUCAUGCCAGGGUGUGGCAAACUCUUGAGAAAUGGUUUCUUAAUAAUUCCCCUGAUUUGAAUUGUUUCAAACCUUUUAGACCUUGAAAUACUCGCUGUAGCUCAAGGCUUAGCAGACGAACUGCUCAACUCGACUCUCCGAAACGAUGAAAUUAAAUCUGAUAUUGGUGAGUUACUUUGCGACUGUGGUGCUGAAAAACUGGAGCACAGGGGGAACUCGCUCUGAGGCUCAGCACCUGAUUAAAAAGAAAUCCUCUUUUACAGAGCUCCUGGAGGUGCAGAUGUCCUACCAUCCAAUGCACACAGCCCCUUAGCUGUAGUUGAAGCUGGUUCUGAGAUGUAUGUUUGGUUGAAAACACAAUAUUUAGUGCAUUUUUUUUUCUCAAUCUCCACUCCAGAAAGUAAAAUGAAUUUACCAGCUUUGGGAAUAGGAAAGGAAGCUGUUUUGUUGGAAGAGUAAAAUUGCCAAUGGAAAUAUAUAAGCUGAAAUCACAUAUUCUGUAUUUGGGUUAUUGGCCACAUUGGUCAUAAGGCAAAUGAAGAGUAGAACCCAAAGUGCAACCUGCGUUGUAUGCAGCAGAAGAGCACUUAGGAGAAGAAGCCAGGCUGGAUGAGGAAGUGAGUUGGGAGAGGGGUUAGCAGCCUGCAGCAGUUCUAUGUAGCUGAUUGCAGCUUCUGAGAGCUCAUAACCAGGAGCUCCUGACCUUGAAGAUGUAUAAAGAUGUAUAAAGAUACCCAUUUAGGGGCUCUGAAUCUGCCUGAAACUGGGAAGGACUGAAUCUCUGCGUUGGGGGCUACUAUGUUUGCAGUUUUCAGGCACCUUGUGAAACAGAAAACAAAAAGUUAUGGUUAUCAUGCUUUCCCAAUGCAAGUCAAAGGGAGAGUUGAAACUUACAUUUUCCAAAUAUUGCUUCGGAUUUUGGAUCCAAGGGGAGCAACUUUCCCUGGAUCCAAGGUUCUGAAUUGGGCACUGGAGCAAGGGGGGGAGGGUCUUGCUCAGCCCUACUGGUAUAGAAAUCCAUUGAUGGACACACACCCCAAAAGGGGAAGGAAAGUAAUGAUAUCACAGUGAAGAUAGAUCUUUGUCUACUAGUCAGAUAAACAUGCUCAUGUAGUUACCUACACAGAGUUUAGGCUUAUUACAGGAUUGCAGCUUUGAUAUAAUGUACUGGGGUGAUCUGUAAUUCAGCGAGCAAUACAUUUUGACCUGAUAGGCUCUUGCUUUUUAAUCUGCAAGAACGUAUAAGCUGGCUUCUACUGAAUAUCCUCCUUUCUUUUCUCUUUCUGCUAUUCCUGCAUUGCUGCCUUGGCCCAAGACAAGAUUACUGAAUUGCUGAAGGACCCACAAUGGAAGAUGCAUAACAGGGCCUCGUACUACUUUUCCAACGAGAAACAAUCGUGGGAAGAGUCCAGAAAGUAUUGUAUUAAGAAAAAAACUUCGUUAAUUUCUGUCAGCAAUGGUGAAGAACAGGUUAGCAGAACACUGGGGUGCAUAAAAGGCAAAGAAAAAGUCUCACAGGUUUUUUUUGGGGGGAGGGGGGUUGCACAUGAGCAUUUUAUUGCUUCCAACUCUCCUGUGAUCAGAAGAAAGGUGGAGGGGCACCUUUACAAGGUCCAUGCUCCAAUGAAGGGAGCAUACUAGAGGUGUACAGAAAUAGAAGCAACAACAGACAAUUUAGACAAAAUAUUACACAGUUACACAUUAAAAUGUUACAUUAAUGCAACGUUACUAAUAAGCUCUUAAUACAGGAUGGCAAAUAUGGUCUAAUAGGCAUUACUGAAACCCGGUGGGAUAAGAGUCAUGACUGGAAUGUAGAAAUUGAGGGUUAUAACAUGUUCAAAAGGAACAGACCAAACAGGAAGGGGAGAGGAGCAGCAUUAUAUGUAAAGGAUAUGUACACUUGUGGUGAGAUCCAUGACCUGGAGCAUAGAAAGCAGGAUGAGCGUAUAUGGGUAAAAAUUGUAGGUGAGGGAAAGAACAGUGGUCUUACUGUGGGUGUCUGCUAUAGCCCUUCAGACAGAGGACUUUGAUAAGGACUUCCUAGAGCAGAUGACCAAACAUUCAAAAAGGAGAGAGAUAGUAGUCAUGGGAGACUUCAGCUACCCUGAUAUUUGUUAGAAUUCAAACUCUUCCAAGAAUGGAAGGUCCAACAAAUUCCUCCAUUGCCUCACUGACAAUUUCAUUUCUCAGAAGGUGGAAUAUGCAACAAGGGAAUCAUCUCUCUCAGACCUGUUCAAAAAGGGAGGAACUGAUGGACAAAGUGGAAGUACUGGCAAUCUUGGGAGGAAGUGAUCAUGUUCUCCUGGGUUUCAUAAGAGAGAGGCAAAGAAAAACUGAGUGUAGUUGGACAUGCACUCUGGACUUUAAGAAGGCUGAUUUCAAAAAGCUUAAGGAAUUGCUGUGUGAAUCCCAUGGUCAGAAAUACUCAAAGAGAAGGGGGGCAGGUCCAAGAUGGCUUGGAUUUUCUUAAAGGUGAAGUAUAGAAGGCACAAAUGAAGACAAUUGCAACAAGGAGGAAAAGUGGGAGGCACCUAAAGAAACUGUGUGGCUGCAUAAGGAGCUUAUACGGUAGUUGAUCUACCAGCUCUUAGGAAAGGAUGCUGUCAUUAUUAAGAUCCAGCGUGGGUUUCUCAAAAACAAGUUGGUGUGAUGAAUCUCAUUUCCUUUUUUGAUGGAGUUACAAGCUUGGAGUAUCAGGGGAAUGCUGUGGACAUAGUGUACCUUGAUUUCAGUAAGGCUUUUGACAAAGUCCCCCAUGAUAUUCUUGCAAGGAAGCUGGUAAAAUGUGGGCUGAAUGAUAUCAAUAGUCUGAGCCAUUCAGAUAUUCCAGAGGUAAUCCAGGGCUUCAACUGGAGCACCAGUCAUAUCAUCCAGAAAAACCAGUAGAGCUGUCUGAAAAGUCAGUGGAUCCAUUAGCCUCCAAGACCAUCAAAAUAGGUCUUCUGCCUCUGCAGAGGAGAGAAGAUCUCAACAGGAAGCAUUCUGACCAUGACAAGGGGCUGAUAUGAAUAUCCCCCACUUUCAGAUCACCUUGUUCCUGCCUACUUGAGAAAUAGGUCCAGAAUGUGGCCUGCCACACGCCUUGGGCCAGUAACUCUCAGUUUGCAUUUCUUAGUACAAAAAGUAUUGAUCAGAUGUGUAGAGAUCUUUCCUAUUCUAAUUCAAUAAGGUUCUGGAACCUUCUCUGUGUGAAAGAAACAAGCAGAAAGUUCAUGAUGUUUGGGUUAUGCUUUCAGAGAAGCUGAGUACAGCCGGCUUAAACUGGUUCUCUUAUCUUUUUCAGUCACGGUCAUGCUGGCUAUAAAAGUAGGGCCAGAAGGAGCCUGGGUCUCACUCUCUCUUUCUGUCUCUUUUCCGUCUGGUGUGCUGUUCUGCACAUAGUAUGCUUAGUGUUAAGGUUUAGGCUUAUUAUAAAUUAUUGUAAGUUUAAGUUAGGUUUGCUGCAACUGGAUUUCUUAUGGACAGUGCCAAUCCUGAAUGUAUUGGAUUUGUGACCACCAUUAUGCUAAUUUGCCUUCAGUAGCAGUAAAGCUCUGCUGGAUGAAAUUAAAUUGCCUCUGGUCUAUUUUGGGGGGAAUCCUGCAAUUUGUUUACAUUUUUACUCUGCAAACUAUACAUUGGAAUCUACUCUGGAACAAUGUUGAGUAGAAGUAAGUCCUGAGCCAUCCCAGAGCCGGUCACCUCAGCAUGGAUGUUUAAGUUCCUAAAAACCAGCAGUCUGAGUGUCCUCUAUCAGCUCAGGCAGGGAGGCUGCUGGGCAGAGAGGCAGGUGGAAAAUUAGCAGAACCCCAUUUCUGUCCCAGCUGCCCAAUGCCAGGAACACACAAUCUAGCUCCCCUCAUUAAUUGGACAGAGAGCCUGGAGAGAGAGAAUUUCUGUAGACCACAGCAACUCCUCCUCCCUGACCCUCCAGUCUGCCCUGGGGCUGCACUGAGUUCCCAAGUGGGCACAGCUGGGUGAGACUUAGUCCUCACACCUUGACCGCUGCCAAAGAAGCAGGUGGGAAAUCAGCAAAAUCCCGUAUCUGUCUCAACUGCCCAAUGCCAGGAAUACACAAUCUAGCUCCUCUUUUUAUAGGAUAAGCUUUAAAGAACUCGAACCUGCUUCAUCAGAUGCAUCUGACAAAGUGGACUUUAGUUCCCUAAAGCUUAAGCCAUAAUAAAAAGCGAUCGUCUUUAAGUUAUCACAAGAUUAGUAUUAUUUUACAGGUCUGUAAUGUUUUAGUGUCUCCCUGGGGAUGAGCCACUCUCUGGAAACCUUUGAAAGGGGAAUCUAGACACUCAUUUCUUCUUUCUGGUUGUGCUUUUUUGCAGGACUUUAUAAACAAUGAAGGAGCUAAGUUUAAGAAACACUUCUGGAUAGGACUAAGGAAGAAUAACAAAAAACUGAAUGGAUUGGAAUGGCUUGAUGGUUCAGCAGUUCUUGAAGUGUGAGUUUGUAAAUAAACAUUCUUAAUGCCUUCAUUGCACACAGACUCCCAGAAAUCCAUUUUCAUUUGUCAACUUUUAAUUUGUCAGUAGGGUCUAGAAACUUAGCUCUUGUCACUUCUGUUUGCACUCAGAUUUUGAAACUUUCCCGUGUUAGUUCAGGCACAGGGAUCUGCUCUUCAUUAUGCAUGGACCUAGCUUAAUCCAUUAACUUCAAUAGGUCUGAUUAGAAUUAGCAGUGAAUACCACCCAUGACUUGUUUCUAUUCAAGUAGAUGGCAAGUGGAAGCCAAUGGGUUUUCUUUAGGGGUGAGGGAAGUUAACUGAUAGUGGUUUGUUUGGAGAGAAACAAAACAUGUGUUUGGGUUCACACAUUAUAAAAAGCCAGACACGGGUUUCUUUCUGGCUUGUUUCCUCUGCUAACAAGAGGAACAUUCUAAAACAUUGGGUUUUUAGUUUAAAAAAUUGUAAAGGAGGUGCAAGGGGGGGGGGUAUUUAAUAGCUGCAAGACAUUUAGUAGCCAUUUGAAACUGUUAUCAUUGAUUGCUUCGUUUUCUCAGGAGCCCUUGGUGAGAAACCUAUCUCCGCAAUGUUCCUGCAUACGUAUAUUUAUUGCUCCAACGAAGAAAAUAAAGCAAACAUUUAGUUUGAAUUGAUUUGUGCUGCCAUCUUUUUUUCAGAUUCUGGGAUACUGAGAUGAAGCAGCCCAGCGCAUCGCCAGAUGACAACUGUGUUUAUAUCACACAGAAAUGCAGACAUAGAUAUUGUUGGCGCGAUGCUGCCUGUUGGCACAAAAUGUCAUUUAUCUGCAAGAAGGCUCCAGAUCAGAAAUGGGAGAGGUAGAAGCCUUUAAAGGAAUAAAAAUGUGCUCUUUGAUUUCUGUUCAAAAUGAGCCUAAACCCAUCUGGGUGCUUCAAAAGCACCCAGUUCCUUUAAAUCAAUUAAGUAAAGUAUUACAUAUGCAACACCA